Cladocopium goreaui is the source of this 2526-nucleotide messenger RNA. The record is from the annotation of a GenBank genome assembly. NCBI's taxonomy places the organism in Eukaryota, Dinophyceae, Suessiales, Symbiodiniaceae.
AUGGCUUGCCCCGGGCCUGUCGACUGCAGCGGUCUCACCGUCAUUGCCAAGGACUACAAGGGCUUGUUGGAUCAGCCCGCAGCCCCUAAGUUCAAGGGUGCUUUGUGCCAAAUCUUUGUUCGCAGCCAGCCUUAUGGAGGCUCCGACAAGAGCAACAACGGCCACAGGUAUGACACGAUCCCUAUGGCCAACGGCAUGAUUAAUGCGGGCAUGAGCUGUCAGCUCAUCCAUUAUGUUCACGAGGAGCAUGACAAGUUCUUCGAGGUUUGUAAAAACUUUGAUUUCAUCAUCGUUCGAUGCAACCCCGGCCAGAUCAAGGCUGAUGGCGGUGACCAGAACAAGUUCGACGAUGGCAUGCGGGGUAUCCGCAAGCUGGGUAUCCAGGUCUGGCCAUCUCCCGACGUCAUGGAGAAGAUGGGAGCAAAGGAUGCUCUUUGCAAGGUGGCAACCAUGAACAUUGGCCUGGAAGACACUCUUGCCUACUAUUCCCCUGAGGAGUUUGCGGCAGGCUUCAAGAAGACCAUGGCAUUCCAACCACGUGUGAUCAAGCAGAACCGUGGCUCAUCAGGCGAAGGAAUCUGGAUCAUCAAGCUGAAGGAGGGCAACUACUGUGCUUCUUAUGGCGAGAGAUCCUGCGAGGAUGGUGAGAAGCUUUUGCUGAUGGAGGCCAAUGACAACCACGAGGAAGAACACACCGUGGGUGAGUUUAUCGAAUUCUGCGUGAACGGCCGAACUUCCAAGUCCGGUGAAUGGACAUCCAAGGGUGUUGGCAAGUACUUGGAGGGUGGCAAGGAGGCCGGCGGCCAGCUUGUGGAUCAGCGUUUCUGCCCUCGUAUUGUGGAAGGUGAGCUCCGGUACAACCUGGUGGGAGAUGCUUUGGUUGGCAUCAUUCACAAGAAGCCCAAGGAGGGAGGAAUCUCCGCAGUUGGUGGAACUGGUUCCGUCUACACGUACUAUGGCCCAGAGGAGCCACUUUUCGCGGCUCUCACCAACAACUUCCUGAAGAAGGACUUGCAGCACGUCAUGCCAGCUCUUGGGUUGGCUGAUGAGCCUUUGCCGCUGUGGUGGACCACUGACUUCAUCAAUUCUUCUCCGCCCGGAACAAAGCCGGAGGAUGAGAAGUGGAUCGUUGGUGAGUUUAACUGCUCGUGCGUUGGGAUCAGCCGCUGCUUGGCUGCCUACUGCAAGGACGACACCCCCACUGCCGGCUGGGAUGACAUCACUGAGGAAGACAAGGCAGAGGCCAAGAGAUAUGGAGAUCUUAUGGGGGAAAAGGACUACAAGGGCUUGUUGGAUCAGCCCGCAGCCCCUAAGUUCAAGGGUGCUUUGUGCCAAAUCUUUGUUCGCAGCCAGCCUUAUGGAGGCUCCGACAAGAGCAACAACGGCCACAGGUAUGACACGAUCCCUAUGGCCAACGGCAUGAUUAAUGCGGGCAUGAGCUGUCAGCUCAUCCAUUAUGUUCACGAGGAGCAUGACAAGUUCUUCGAGGUUUGUAAAAACUUUGAUUUCAUCAUCGUUCGAUGCAACCCCGGCCAGAUCAAGGCUGAUGGCGGUGACCAGAACAAGUUCGAUGAUGGCAUGCGGGGUAUCCGCAAGCUGGGUAUCCAGGUCUGGCCAUCUCCCGAUGUCAUGGAGAAGAUGGGAGCAAAGGAUGCUCUUUGCAAGGUGGCAACCAUGAACAUUGGCCUGGAAGACACUCUUGCCUACUAUUCCCCUGAGGAGUUUGCGGCAGGCUUCAAGAAGACCAUGGCAUUCCAGCCACGUGUGAUCAAGCAGAACCGUGGCUCAUCAGGUGAAGGAAUCUGGAUCAUCAAGCUGAAGGAGGGCAACUACUGUGCUUCUUAUGGCGAGAGAUCCUGCGAGGAUGGUGAGAAGCUCCUGCUGAUGGAGGCCAACGACAACCACGAGGAAGAACACACCGUGGGUGAGUUUAUCGAAUUCUGCGUGAACGGCCGAACUUCCAAGUCCGGUGAAUGGACAUCCAAGGGUGUUGGCAAGUACUUGGAGGGUGGCAAGGAGGCCGGCGGCCAGCUUGUGGAUCAGCGUUUCUGCCCUCGUAUUGUGGAAGGUGAGCUCCGAUACAACCUGGUGGGAGAUGCUUUGGUUGGCAUCAUUCACAAGAAGCCCAAGGAGGGAGGAAUCUCCGCAGUUGGUGGAACUGGUUCCGUCUACACGUACUAUGGCCCAGAGGAGCCACUUUUCGCGGCUCUCACCAACAACUUCCUGAAGAAGGACUUGCAGCACGUCAUGCCAGCUCUUGGGUUGGCUGAUGAGCCUUUGCCGCUGUGGUGGACCACUGACUUCAUCAAUUCUUCUCCGCCCGGAACAAAGCCGGAGGAUGAGAAGUGGAUCGUUGGUGAGUUUAACUGCUCGUGCGUUGGGAUCAGCCGCUGCUUGGCUGCCUACUGCAAGGACGACACCCCCACUGCCGGCUGGGAUGACAUCACUGAGGAAGACAAGGCAGAGGCCAAGAGAUAUGGAGAUCUUAUGGGGGAAAAGGCCCUUGGCAUCUUGUCAAAGAAGUGA